AAAAGUCAUAACGUAACGGAUACUUUUAUUUUGUUGCUCGACACAAUUUUAUUUACUAAUCAGUGUGUGUUAUUAGAACCUUUGUUUACCAUGUCGGUCUUUAGAAACUUAAGAGAUGCAUGUAUUAAUUUCCAAGAGGCUCUAGAAAAUGAUUCUACCCAGUUAUUCUGUGCUAGAAUUGGACAAUCUUACGAUGAAGAAAUCGCCAAUAAAAUGCAAGAUUUAUCACUAUUUUCUGCCAAGUUAAGGCUUCUGCAGGCAAAAUAUAUAUCAAUGGGCCCCGAUCGUCCACAACCAAGCUCCGAAGAAACAACAAUGGCCCAGUAUGAAGACACAGCCACAUGGAAAGUGCUGGAGCAGAAGACAGUAAAGAGUGUGACCCAGUUCCAUGAUGUGCGAAGGUUGAUAACUACACCGGAUAGCAAACUAGAACCAGAGCAGAUGCAGAGGAAAGAAGAAAUCAUCGCCAAGCUAAAAGAAUACCGAGACAAAGAGAGGCAGCUACGAGUAACCGAAGCAUUGCUAACAAAGGCAGAUGAGGAGCACAGUGCGCUGCGGAGACAGUGGGACGAGGAGUUGGGGGAACUGCGGGAUAUGAGCGAGCAGGCGAGCGCGGAGGAGGAGAUUGAGGAGGGACCUUUGCAUAACAAAUUAAAAGUGUUAGUUCAGAAGCUGGAGAUGAUGCGAUGGCUGAUAUCUCGCCUGGUGACCGCGCGGUCGAGCUACGACUGGCUGGCGGACCCCGACCGCCGCCUGCGGGCGCUCAAGAUGGCGCGCGAGACCAACACCAUCGAGGAUUAUACUGGGAUGUAGCAAACAAGUUUUAAAUAUAUCAUCACUGGAAA
Molecule: messenger RNA, 845 nt
Organism: Cydia pomonella (codling moth)
Lineage: Eukaryota; Metazoa; Arthropoda; Insecta; Lepidoptera; Tortricidae
Exons: 4
Coding region: 91-813 (240 amino acids)
Source: RefSeq, a predicted model, not a curated record